AUGCAUCUAAUAUUUUUAUUUUUUUGCUCAUCUCUAGUAUUUGCCAAUCCACCGCCUCAGGCUCCCCGUCCAGGAGUUGACUUUCUCGGUCCACUAUGGUUACCACGCACUUAUAAGAUAACCUGUUGUCGUGGUGGAUCACCAACAGCCGAAAAUGCUAAUUUAAUUACUAAUUGGACAGAAACUGUCUUAGACUAUGCGUUUGAUGAAAAAACCGAGACAGGCGAGAACCAACAUUGUCGAGUCUACGAGGGAACUUUUUUGUUAUCGGCAACAGCUUUAUUCAAUUAUAGUUUUCUUGGUUAUGGCGUUCAAUGUAAAUGUCCGAAUAGUCAAAUACCUUUGGAUAGACAUUGUCGACAACUGCCUCCCUGUUUGAAUAAUGGCUAUCGCUCACAGAGUGUUGGUGGAUUAUGUGCAUGCACAGAGCCAUACUUUGGAGAAUUCUGUGAGAAGAUGUGUGAUCAAGGACAAACUCUCAAAGGUGUUGAUGGUCGAAGCUAUUGCAGUUGUUUGCCAUUCUAUCAAGGAGAACGGUGUACGGAGAUGGUUUGUCUCAAUGGAGGAGUGAACAUAAAUGGAAGAUGUUCUUGUCCACCAACCUAUCUUGGCUAUCAUUGUGAAGUUGAUUCCAAUCGCACUGUGAACAAUGCUCGAUAUAACCGUUACGGAGAAACUUCUGAAGUGUUCAGUCGUGAUGUGUCCGGCACCGUUUUCAGCUUAGUUAUGAUUGUUGUACUUGUUGUUUCUAUGUACUUACUGAUGAAACACCGAAUGCAGGUGCAGUCAAGGUUCUCUUCAAGUCGUCGAGAAGAGUUCUUGAGAGCGGCUGCCAUGUGUGGAGGAGUACCCACACAAGGUAGAGCAGGCUUGAAUGGUCGAUUUGGACCUUUCAUAGCCAAUGGCAUAGAAGGCCCACCACCCUACAUAGCUCCUGGAUCAGGCUCGCGUUCAAAUGAAGUGCUUCCUCCAUUGCCCACAUAUGAAGAUGCUACCAAGGAUCUUCCAUUGAGGCCGUGGAUGCAACCAACAAAUCAAAAUGUUGAAGAAGUAUCUUCAGCUGAUGAGCCAUCAAGCUCAUCAUCUCAAUCAGCUGAGGAAGUGACAACAUCAUCAGAAGAGUCGACGAAUACUUCUGAUGAGACACCGGUAACAGAAGAAGGGCCAGCAGAUACUCGGCUUGAUCGCAAAGUAAGUUCUCGCCGUAGCGUCUGA
Messenger RNA from Auanema sp. JU1783, 1215 nucleotides. The record is from the annotation of a GenBank genome assembly. NCBI's taxonomy places the organism in Eukaryota, Metazoa, Nematoda, Chromadorea, Rhabditida, Rhabditidae.